CUUCCUAAUGCACGGCGAUCUGAGAAUGGAAGUUCCAACCGCGUCUAGUCUUCUCCUCCCGACUUUUGGAAUCUGAAAGUCCAAAUUUAUCAACACUUAAUGAUUGGUUAGUAGGGCAGUCAAGUGAGGCAUCAAUGAGGCAGCCAUCACCAUGCACAACCGUAGAGCAUGGGGACAACGACGGACAAGCGCCUGAGCCGCCCAAUCGUGCACACACCGCGUUUUCAACAAGCCACACGCCCUCCCAUCGUUCUCUGGGUACAGCCGAUGAAGAUUACAAUGUUGGAAAGGGGCCCAGCUCGCCUCGGCCAUGGUCGGAAUUCGAUCGAAAGUACGGCAAGGCUGCUGGCAGUCACAAGGAGUGACCAUACACGACUUUUCAGUAUCGUAGACAUUGCGAGCAUCUCCGUGGCUCCGAUGUCGAUGAUGGUGGCCUCCGCCUCCGUUUAUUUUUUCGCUUGCAUGCAGGGCGCCAAGGGCGUCAACUCGUCCGUAUCGUUCGCUUACUCCUCCCUUCUAUUGUGUUUUGCUUACUCAUAUUGUCAGAAGGCCUCAGUUGGCCUUAUGCCUUCCUCUCCUACCUCUUUUUCGGAUUUAAGCUCAAGCGGCGAUGCCAUGCGUUGCUGGAACACUAAGUAUUUGUAUUACAGAUUGAUAUCUCUUUCUUUUUUCUCGUUUCAAAUAGUUUUACUUCAUGUAACAGCUAUUUUGAAUGAACACUCAAACUUGCACCCCGCUUACCAGGUUCUUAUCCACUUUCAUUGCCUCUCUUUCUCUCGAGCUUCAUGCAUGCCAGCCGCAGAGCGACAAGUGCUUCUGUUGUGAGAAUACUGCGGUGGAAGAUCAAAUCAGCUUUGCC
Molecule: messenger RNA, 859 nt
Organism: Cucurbitaria berberidis CBS 394.84
Lineage: Eukaryota; Fungi; Ascomycota; Dothideomycetes; Pleosporales; Cucurbitariaceae
Exons: 1
Coding region: 169-825 (218 amino acids)
Source: RefSeq, a predicted model, not a curated record